Messenger RNA from Protopterus annectens (West African lungfish), 5624 nucleotides. RefSeq names its product WD repeat-containing protein on Y chromosome-like. The record is from RefSeq and is a predicted model, not a curated record. Gene Ontology annotation, molecular function: protein binding; calcium ion binding. Lineage: Eukaryota; Metazoa; Chordata; Ceratodontiformes; Protopteridae. The transcript has 21 exons. Bases 258 to 3530 code for a protein of 1090 amino acids.
AGUAAUGCUGUGUUGAAUAACUGAGGCUCAUUGAAUACUGCUAACAGGUGCUUUUACCAGUAUGCCUUAACACCUAUUGAAUAUGACCACACAGUACACUAAUAAUAAUGCAUUCAGGGCUCGAUUUAAACUAAUUUCAAAGGAUUAAUUUGAUUGUUCCAGGUAUUAUUCAUACAGGAUAAUUCACUGUGGAUCAAUUGUUUCUAUUGUACAUUGUCCUCAGCUUUACUGAUUUUACAUUUGGCUAGGCAAAGACAAUGCCCCUUCCUCCUGGUCUACAAAAGAAAAUUUAUGUUCAUCAGAAACAGCUUCUGUCAGAAUCCUUGCUUCUUGAGUUGGAAGAGUUUCUGAAAAGAAAAGCAUCAAGAAAAAGAAAUGAGUGGCACAUGAAUUUUAACAAUGAAGAAAAUAUAUUGAGCUUUCACAAAGAUGAAAAUGUUCGCAUUGAAGAUGAAUUGGGGCUAGAUCAUCUUAAGCUGUUGGAAGAGAUAUUUGCCAAACACAUCCCAAGAGAUGGAGGAGAAAAGCCGACUAAGAAAAAUGCAGGUCUUUGGUGGAUCAAGCGUAGCUCAAAGGCAGCAACUCGUCAGCCAGGAAACAUGACCCUACAUGAGUUCCAGGAAGCACUACAGGAUAUGCUGGGGUCAGAUCAGUGGAACAGUCAAAUGGAAUUACUGUUCAAUAAGGUUGAUACUGCAUGUGAUGGAUUUGUUGACUGGAGUGAAUUUUGCACUUACAUGUUGCUCCAGUACAGAGAGAAAGAUUAUGUAACAGCCAGAAAAGAAACGUUUGCCAAACGAGAUCCACUGAUUAGGCACUGUGUUUACAACAAGCAAGAACCAACCACAAGGAUUUUAGCCAUCACUUCUCCUCCACCCUUGUAUUUUGUGAGUGUCAGUAAAGAAGGAAGCCUGACAGUCUGGGAUAGUUCUCUGCACAUCCAAAGGAUGUAUGAGCUUUCCUCAGAAUCGAGUGAUACGUAUACAGGCAAAAAAAUAUUUAAAUCCUGGGCCACUGAUGCAGUUUAUAUGCCAGAUGUACACAAAAUUGCUGUAACAACAACUAGCCGAGAUAUUCACUUUUUUGAUGUCUCCACAACAAACUAUUUUGAAGAGUUUCAUUUAUUUGCCCUCAGCCAUGUUCCAAAGGCAUUGUACUAUUGGCAUGAUGGAAAAUUCUCAGGAAAUCGUUCUUUGUUGCUCUGGGGAGAUGACACUGGUGAUGUACACCUAUUAUGGUUUCUGAAGCCUCACAAAGGAAUGUUUGAAAAACCAUUUACAGAUGAAGAGGGACCUCAAAAAAUCUUCAUUCAGGACAUGAAAGAACAUUUUAAACUACUGAGUUAUGAAAUAAUUUCUGAAGUUCUUCAGGAAGCAAUAUGUAGAAUAAUGUAUGUUCCAGAGGGAGAUCUUAUCAUUGCCUCAAGUGGCAGUUCGGUAAUUAUUGCAGAUAUCGAAAGAAAGAAAAAAGCUUAUACAUGGAAAAUCAACAAGGGAGUAACCUGCUUUGACUUCAACAAAUCCCUUAAUCUGCUGGUAACAGGUGGAAUGGACCACAAAGUGCGCCUCUGGAAUCAGUAUGUUACAAAUCGACCAAUAGCACUUCUCCAAGGUCAUUAUAUGGCAAUCUUAGAUGUGGCCAUCUAUGAAUCCCUUGGACAGGUAUUCAGUUUCUCCAAAGACUCGAUUUUAAAGGUUUGGGAUAUUUCUUCAGAGAACUGCCUUCAGAGUCUGGUUUUGAAGUUUCCUUGUGUACAGCCUGGCCACUUCAUAGAGUAUGGCGAGUUCCCCUUCCUUCUUGUGACACAAGAUCCUCGUGUUCUUCUUGUGUCGUGUGCUGAUUAUAUAGCCAUGCUCAACCUGGACCAUACCGAUCUAGAGAAUGAAACACAUACUCACAGUGCACCGCUUUGUUCCGCUAUUUAUAACUCAUUCUUCUGCCAGGUGGCUACAGGUAGUGAUGAUUCCACCAUUACACUGUGGGAUGUGAAGACAGGAACCAAAUGCCUGUUGCUCAACAAUGUCCAUGGCAAUGAAGAAAUAACAUGCAUGGCUUUUGACAGUCCACAGAGAAGACUAAUUACUGGAGCAAGAAAUGGCACCAUAAAGAUUAACCCUACUGGGCAGGGCUCAUUUUCAAAGUGGACUGAAGAAAUAUAUUAUACAAUUAAGACACAGGGCCAGAUGCCAAAAGACCUGCUUUCAUUAGACCCUACAUCAGGCAGUGAAGACCAACCACUGGAAAUGAAAGCAAAUAACAUGAGGCCUAAUUCUCGGCACAGGAUUAAACACAAAAAAGAAGAUGGACUACAGCCCCCAGUAGACAAAUUACUUUUUCUUCAGAAUCGAGCAUCAAAUGAACAUAUGGUGGAAAGUGCAAUCCUCCUUAGUUCUGAAGCAGGAUUCCUUUACUGGUGGAGUAUAUUUGGUUCCAGAAGAAAAGUGGGCAGAUAUUAUGCGCCAGAGAAGACUGAUGAAUCCAUACUUGCACUGUCAGCCAGUCCAACAAAUAAUGUUCUUGUAUCUGCUGACACCUGUGGAUAUGUCCAUGUCUGGGAUAUUUCAACGUUUGGAAUGUCCUCUUCCCACAGGAGACUUUCCAAGAAACCUCCAUUACUAUACAGCUGGAAGGCUCAUGAUGGAACUGUUGUCAGUGCUGAAUAUUUCACAUUUGAGUUGUCUCCAUUUAUCAUCACUGGUUCCUCUGACAGAACUGCAAGACUAUGGACAUCAGAUGGUAAAUAUGUGGGAACAUUUGGCCAGGAGAAAAAAUGGGACUUAAAAAACCCUGCAACAUAUCUUCAUCCCAAGGACCCAUGGGGACAGGUAAAGGAAGUAAGCAGAAAGAAAUCACUCCAGAGAGAACAACAAGCAAUCAUUAAUGUUCUCCUUCAGGGAGAGGCAAAAGCUGCUGCAAGCAAUGAGCAGAGAAAGGAGGGGAUCCUAAAAGAAAAUGACAGAGGAAUCAUGAGCAUAUUCCAGAAAGGCGAAGAAGAAGAAGCUAAUACAUCUGCAAGCAGUGGGUGCAACCAACGUUCAUUCUCAUGCAGUCAGAUUAGCUUCAAAGACUUUGAUAAUCAGAAAUGUGGCAAAGUUUCACCAGACACAUGCAGCAACGGUAAACUGGCACCCACAUCUAAGGCCUUAACAAGACUGCCUGAGGAGAAAGGACUGCUGCACAGAGCAAUGGAAAAGAAACAGCGUCGAAGUAGACUUGGGGAAAUUAAUGUAAAAAAGCUGUCAAGAUUUGGAACUAUCUGCUCACCAUUUCAAGCACUCACUAUUCCAGAUGUACAGGAAAUCACUCUACCACAAGACUUACCUAUGAGCUCCCGUAUGCUAAAUGUUGGUAUGACGUGCACCACUGAAUCAGAGCUACGGACAUUGCCACUAACAAAACUUGAUCAGGAGGAUGAGAAUGAAAGUGAUAAAGAUUUAAAACAGAUGUGGAAGGCACCCUUCUUACCAGAGAAACCACCAGUGUUUCCAUUCAUUGACUGCACAGAAUUAUCUGUAAAAAUACAGCAAUAAGCCUUUUAAACUCAUCUAUUUUUUUUCAUCUUAAAGUUCAGUUUAGAUUAGUUGAAAGUAAAUAUUAUUAUUCAUAAACUGGAAGCUUGAACUCUGACCAUUUUAUCACACAUCUCUCCCUAUUCAGAACAUUCAGCAUUGACCAAAGAUAUCCAUAAUGAAAAUCAGUCACAUAUAGCCAAAUCCCUAUGAACUACUUUAGAUACUUAACAAUAUUCCUAAUAUAUAUUCUAUUAAAAUAAAUCUGUCUUUGUUUUUCUGUGUGUCUGAUGCAGUUUGCAGAAAUAAGGCAGCAAACUUCUAUUGAUGUGAAGUGUGUUCAGCAUGUGUGUCACUAAUCAAAUUGAUAGCCCUGUCUUGCUAUACAUUUCUAUACUGAAUCCUCAGGCCAUUCAUGCAGUUAAGUGUGCAAAUAGUCCUGGGCACAACUUCCAUUUUGUGCAGCUGACUCUUUCGCAAUAGUGCAAAACAUUAGGCAAGGAAAACUAGGAUGCAGUAUAAAGGGUUUGCCGUACUGCUUAUAUCCCUCCCAUUCUCAUUUUUGUACUCACUACACAUUUUCCAUACGUUCCUAACUCUCAUGAGUAGACCUGUACGAGGUCACCCAUUCUGACACAGCGACACAUGCCAAAUGUAUUGCUCCAGUACCUUUAACCAUUCUGUUACUUUAUGUGGAGCAUGGGAAACAUCAGUGGAAGACAGCAGACAUCAUAUCAGAUAUGUUCUUGUAGUCUACUUUCAGUAUAUGCACAGCUGUGCUUAAAGGGCCAGGACCAUGGACAGACAAUCGAGGGUGGACAGUGGUCAGUUUUGCCAGUCUAUACAUUCUCUUCCAGGUCAGUCAUCAAAUUAUUAUUUGCAUGUUUGUGCAUUAAGGUAUGUUUUUCAUGCAGAGUACUCAAUGGAUACUUUCAGUGAAGAGAUGUCUAUACAGGGAUGUGGAAUGACUGCUACAGAGUUUCUUACCUUUAUAUUUUUAGGGCUAAUUAAUUAUGACUAAUUAUCAAUACCAAUUCAGAAUUACUUUCAUUACUGCACUUUUUAUUAAAAGUAAUCACACGUAGGCUAAGAAUUUAUUUGCAUUUAUAAUUCUGUGAAUACACAAAAAUUGAAACAGAGCUUCGCCAGUUUGAGCAACUAACUUCACUUUUAGCAAGUACUGCUCACAGUAUAGUGAGAAGGUUUAGGCCAAUAGUUACCAAAUCAUUCAGCACUGCAUGACUGCUGAGUGUUUUUGUUUUUUUUCUGGUGUAUGCAACAUAGUUAUGUUUGGUGCCUGCUUACAUGUAAAUAUAAGUGAGUUAAACUGAAAGCAAGUGCUAUAUGGCAAGUGUUGUAAAAAUCUGACAAUACAAGAUGGCAUUUCCUUAACAGUAAAUGAGCGAUAAAUGUAAUGAAAAGCUUAGUCUGGGCGGAAGCAGUGGUGAAGUUUCUGUAAGCUGUAGCCAAGAAUGGUGCACACACAGUUUAUGGCAUCCAUAAAGUUAGUUGUCGUGAGCUGUGGUCUCUCUUCAGUCACAUGAUGAGUAAUAACCAAGAAACGGGUGUCCACUGCUGUAACUAUUAUGUCAAUCUAUUGCAUGUCUGUCUUUGACUUUUAUGGUAGCCAUUGAAGUCAUGAAAUAUGAUGCCUUUUUUAAGCAUGUUUCUCUUUGCACAAUUGAGCUUUCACAGAAUACUUAUGAUUUGUCUCAUCCAAUACUAACUGAUUUGCUUUUCAGACACUCUAUGGUAUAUGCAAUAUUCUUUGCCAGCACCAAAAUUCAAAGGUGUCAGUUUACUUGCUGUGUUGUUUUUAUUGUAAGACCUUCACAGUCAUAUGUUGUUAUUGAAAAUACAAAAACAAAAACUCAUAAACACAGUUGCCCAUUGUGUAAUGUGCUUGGAAAUCAAUCAAACAAAUGCAAGAACACAAUCCAUCAUUAAAAAGUACACACCACAGCAAUCAAAAACAGUGCAGUUGAUUUUAUUUCUGGUCCAUAGUUUGAAAGACAAACUAAUUUCAGUACAAAGCCUUCAUCAGUUUCUUGUUCCUUGUUCACUUCUGUUUCCUGAAUACAGCUUGCACUUUUCACAAUUCACAUUCCACGUACA